CCUAUUCUGGCCACGUCCUGCAUGGCAAGCUGCGGGGAAAGCGCACGAGAACGCUGUGGCAAUGGCUCCAGCCAAACGAAGAUGAAGUCUAGCAGCAUCCAGCCAGCAUUUUGUUCCCGCUCUACUUCAGCGAGCGCCGGCAGCCGAGGAGAGCAAGCCCGGCAGCUGGUCAUCGACCUGGAGACUCGAGGGAAGCAGGCUUUUCCUGUAUUCCUCUCGAUCCUGCGGGACACUGGACAGGGUGACCUCGCGGACAUGCUGAUUGAGGAGUGCGAAUGCCUGCCAGCACCACUGCAGCCGAUAGACCUGAGGCCUGUCGAGCUGGACUUACAUAGAGAGAAGCGUAAUAAGAUCCAAGCUGAGAGUGAAAGACCUCGAAUACCUCCUGCACCAGCCCGGGGUGGUCUGGACAUUGAUAAAAGGAACCAUGACCUGGUUUAUGAACUGAAAGCAAACCCAUGCGGACACUGCCUGAUCCUUAAUAACGUCAACUUCAGUAGAGAUUCAGAAUUGGAUCUGUCAACUCGAUAUGGCUCUGACGUGGACUGCAAGAAGCUGGAGAAGCGCUUUAAGGCCUUGUGCUUUGACGUCCAGACUCGACGGGAUCUGAAAGCUCAGGAAAUGAUUUUGGAGCUGCUGAAGCUGGCACGGCGGGACCACAGUGCCUUGGACUGCUGCGUGGUGGUCAUCCUUUCCCAUGGCUGUCAGACGAGCCAUAUUCAGUUUCCCGGAGCCGUUUACGGAACGGAUGGAAAACCCAUUCCAAUAGAAAAGAUUGUGAACUAUUUCAAUGGGUCCAAUUGCCCGAGCUUGAGAGGAAAGCCCAAACUCUUCUUCAUCCAGGCCUGUGGCGGAGAGCAAAAAGAUCAAGGCGUCACGGUGGAUUACAAGUUGCCCAGAGAUGAAGCUCCUGGAGGUGCUUUGGAGUCGGACGCGACUCCUUUUCGGGGUCUGUCGGGGAACAUGGACGAGCCAGAUGCCAUAGCCAGUUUGCCCACACCCAGUGAUAUCUUGGUCUCCUACUCAACUUUUCCAGGUUUUGUCUCCUGGAGGGAGGCAUCGAGUGGCUCGUGGUAUGUGGAAGCACUGGACGCUGUGCUGGAGCAGUAUGCCCAUUCAGAACACCUGCUGAACAUGUUGCUGCAGGUGGCAGACGCUGUCUCUGCCAAGGAGAGGUACAAGCAGAUCCCAGGCUGUUUUAACUUUCUCCGGAAGAGAUUCUUCUUCAUGUGCAAAUGAUGCCUGAGCUCUGAGGUGCCCGCUGAGUGCGAGCGUUACUUCCCUGCGGCCGGAUGAAAUCUGCGCCCACCGGUGCUCGGCAUUGAUGCUCCUGGAGCCCUUUGUCUGUUGAGAUGUUUGUCUUGAGAAACAUAACCUGCCAACGCUGUCCUUGCUGCGAAGUAGAGGUAAGACAGAGAAUGGCGCUGUGCCGAUGGGAAACAUUCAAGACAGAGCAGGGACGGGUGUGAAGGAAGGUCCUUUGACAGGCAUGUGCCGGCCCGGAGCCUCUGUGCUCACAGAAGACAGUGCCUCUAGCUCGUCGUGAUGCAGCCAUGCUCAGCCUCAGAGUCAUUUUGUGUCUUUGCCAGUAACCGAUCGACGGAAUUGAGGUCUGGCCCUUACGUGGAAUGACAUGAUUUUUGCAGUUGAUAGUUCUCGUUUUCAAUAAUGUGUAAUGAAAGAGGAAAGAGAUCUUUAGUGUUGGCA
Messenger RNA from Falco peregrinus (peregrine falcon), 1707 nucleotides. RefSeq names its product caspase 9 (gene CASP9). Gene Ontology annotation, biological process: intrinsic apoptotic signaling pathway in response to DNA damage; regulation of apoptotic process; apoptotic process. The coding region runs from base 22 to 1239 and encodes 405 amino acids. The transcript has 10 exons. NCBI's taxonomy places the organism in Eukaryota, Metazoa, Chordata, Aves, Falconiformes, Falconidae. The record is from RefSeq and is a predicted model, not a curated record. Gene Ontology annotation, cellular component: cytoplasm.